AUGAGUGCCGAGGAUAGCAAAAAGAGGCUGCGGCCUGAAAUCGAGGAGGCCCUGGCAGCAAUGCCAGACUCCGAGACUGUUGCUGCUCCCGCGCCAAAGAAAGCCCGUACAGAAGAGCGCAGAUCUCUUUUCGUUCGAUCGCUUCCCCCAAACGUGACAAACGAAAGCCUUGCCGAAUUCUUUUCUGAAUAUUUCCCCGUCAAGCACGCAACCGUUGUUGUUGAUCAGCAGACAAAGGAAUCUCGUGGAUUCGGUUUCGUGACUUUGGCGGACGCCGACGACGCCAAGCAGGCCCAGACCGUUUUCGACAAGAAGCAUUGGGACGGCAGAAGCAUUCGAGUCGAAGUGGCCGAGCCCAGACAAAGAAAAGAAGCCGCCGAGGGUGCCGAACCUCGUCAGAAGCCCGGCAAGCCCGAAUUCGAGCCGACGCCAAAGUUGAUUGUCCGUAACUUGCCCUGGACCAUCCGCAACUCGGAGCAGCUUGGCCAUCUUUUCCGAAGCUACGGCAAGGUCAAGUUUGCGGAUCUGCCCAAGAACAAAGGAAAGCUCAAGGGUUUCGGUUUUGUUACCCUCCGAGGAAAGAAGAAUGCCGAAAACGCACUCGAAGGCAUCAACGGCAAAGAAAUCGACGGCAGAACUCUGGCUGUUGACUGGGCCGUCGACAAGACCACAUGGGAUCAGCAGCAAGCCGACGACGCGACCAGCUCUGAAGGAGAAUCUGAAGCUGAAGACGACCAAGAUGACGAUGACGAAGAAGACGACGAGGAUAAAGACGACCAAGACGAAGACGAGGAUGAAGAUCCCGCUCAAGACCAAGAAGAGGGUCAGCUCAAUGCCGACCUGGAAAACUUCAUGAAGAACCAUAUGCAAAACAUUGUGGAUGAAGAUGACGAGGAAGAGGAUGAAGAAGAAACAAAGAGAAAAGAGGAACGCAACAACUCAUCUGACAAUUCUACGACAAUCUUUGUCCGCAACCUCCCAUUCACCACCAACGACGAGCAGCUCAAGACCUUCUUCAGCAGCUUUGGCAAUGUUCGAUAUGCUCGUGUCGUAAUGGACAAAGCUACGGACCGCCCCGCUGGAACUGGAUUUGUUUGCUUCUUCGAUGGAGAGGAGGCCAAGACAUGUAUCAAGGAGGCCCCACGCGGACAGGAGCCGGCUGCCUCGGGCAAGAAAUCCAUUCUCCAUGACGACAACCUUGACCCUACCGGAAGAUACACCCUCGACGGUCGUCUUCUCAGCGUAGCCCAGGCCGUGAACCGUGCCGAGGCCAGCAACUUGGCAGAGAGCUCGUUGGCCAAGCGAAGAGAAAAGGACAAGAGACGACUCUAUCUUCUUGCCGAAGGCGGCAUCGGCACCAACUCGCCCAUCUACAACCUGCUGAGUCUGCCCGAGAUCCGAAUGCGACAGGCCAGCGCGGCGCAAAGAAAGAAGCUCGUGCAGGGCAACCCUACCCUGCACAUCAGUCUCACACGUAUCGCCCUACGAAACAUUCCCAAGGACAUUGGCUCUAAAGAACUCAAAGAGCUGGCACGUAAAGCUGUCGUGGGAUUUGCGCAGGAUGUCAAGCAGGGCAUUCGCGAGCCACUGUCCAAGGAAGAGAAUGCCAGAGAUGGCAAGGACGCCAAGGAAAAGGAGCAGCAGCGAAGAGCGAAAGGCAAGGGUAUCGUGCGCCAAGCCAAGAUUGUUUUCGAGAGCACCCAGGGCACCAAGAUUAAUGAAGACACUGGCGCUGGCAAGAGUCGUGGCUAUGGCUUCAUCGAAUACGUGUCUCACCAUUGGGCUCUGAUGGGUCUGCGAUUCCUGAAUGGCCACCAGAUGGACGAUGUGGAGGAGGGCAAGAAGAAGCGUUUAGUCGCAGAGUUUGCGAUUGAGAAUGCACAAGUCGUGCAGCGCAGAAGAAUGAACGAAGAAAAGUCUCGGCAAGUAAGAGAGGACAUUGCCAAUGGCAAGCCGCGCUUCCACAAGGAUGAGGGUGAGCGCGACAGCAGUUCCCGUGGCGGGAGAGGUGGCCGUGGUGGCAGAGGCGAUCGUGGCGGCCGAGGCGAUCGUGGCGGCCGAGGCGACCGUGGAGGCCGAGGCGGACGAGGAGCCUUUGGCGGCAGGGGUGGAAGAGGUGGUUUUGACAGCAGAGAUCGUGGCGAGAGCAGAGGUCGCGACGGUGAUGGUGGUCGUGGUGGUUUCCGUGGCCGUGGUGACCGCGGCCGUGGUGGUUCUCGUGGUCGUGGUGAUCGCGGCCGUAGUGGUGACCGUGGUGACAGAGAUCGUGGUGACCGAGGCCGUGGUGGUGAUGGAGGACGUGGUGGCCGCGGCCGUGGCGACAGAGGCCGUGGUGGUGAUCGCGGCCGCGGUGAUCGAGGUCGCAGAGACAGGAAGCCCCUGAUGGACAAGUUCAAGGGCGAUGGAGGCGCCGGUGGAAGAGACGGCAUGCAACAAAGGCUCACCGAGCGCAAGCAUCAGGUGCGCCAGAAAAAGGCCGACUCUAGAGGCAACUAA
This is a messenger RNA of Akanthomyces muscarius, 2496 nucleotides long. RefSeq lists its product as uncharacterized. Gene Ontology annotation, molecular function: RNA binding. NCBI's taxonomy places the organism in Eukaryota, Fungi, Ascomycota, Sordariomycetes, Hypocreales, Cordycipitaceae. The transcript has a single exon. The coding region runs from base 1 to 2496 and encodes 831 amino acids. The record is from RefSeq and is a predicted model, not a curated record.